GUUUUCGAGAGAGAGGAGUUUUCUUUUUUAGCUGAAGAAGAUCUGAACUUGCAAAACAACCUCGAAGCUAGUCCAUACUAGUGGGAGGUUGGUUUUUGCUCGAGCAAAAAACUUCCACCUUUGUUUCCUGAUUUGGUCCCCCGUUGUUUUGGGCUUCGAUCAAUUAGGUCCAAUAUUAUCCAAAAGUUUUGUGAAGCUUAAUCAGCUAGGAAAUUUUUUUUUUUUUUUCGUUUGUGAAGAGAGAGAGAGAGAGAGAGAGCUAUGGCGAGAGGGAAAGUUCAGAUGAAGAGGAUCGAGAAUCCGGUGCACCGGCAGGUGACCUUCUGCAAGCGCCGGGCAGGGCUGCUGAAGAAGGCGAAGGAGCUGUCUGUGCUUUGUGAUGCUGAGAUUGGUGUCCUCAUUUUCUCUGCCCAUGGAAAGCACUAUGAACUUGCCACCAAAGGGACAAUGCAAGGGCUCAUAGACAAGUACAUGAAGUCCAGCCCGGCUGCCGCUGCGGGUUCGGGUGUGGGUCUGGGUAUGGCCGCGGGUUCGGGUCAGUCAGCUGACCAGUCCAAGGACCCUAAUCAGGAUGCCAAAGAAGAGAUCACAAUGCUGAAACAAGAGAUCGAGACUCUUCAGAAAGGGCUCAGGUACAUAUUUGGAGGAGGAGCUUCAGAAAUGAACUUGGAGGAGUUGCUGGUGCUGGAAAAACAUCUCGAGAUUUGGAUUUGCCAAAUUCGCUCAACAAAGAUGGAGAUCUUGUUUAAAGAGAUCCAACUGUUGAGGAACAAGGAGGGAAUCCUGAAAGCUGCAAACCAGUAUUUGUUAGAUAAGAUGGAGGAGAAUGUAGAGUUUACUAACAUUCAGGCAGUGAUGGAUAAUAUUCCAUACCCACUAACCGUGCAGAACGAAAUCUUUCAAAUUUAGGGAUUAGUACUGUAUUUUAAUCUCUCUAUCUAUCUAGUAACUAUAUUUUUCCCUCCUCAUUUAUGAUAAUAACUAUAUAUUAUAAUUGGGGAGGGUUUGUUUGGUGUAAUGCAAGUUUUUUAUUAAUCUUUCAAUGUAAUGAAUUGUAAAGCGCAAUCAGCAAUGUGCGUGGUGACUUAUAUUCGUAUGUAAGUUGUCAAAUGAUAAUUAUGUUUUUAGUAUUAAGUCA
Linum tenue is the source of this 1138-nucleotide messenger RNA. The record is from the annotation of a GenBank genome assembly. Lineage: Eukaryota; Viridiplantae; Streptophyta; Magnoliopsida; Malpighiales; Linaceae.